Miscanthus lutarioriparius is the source of this 408-nucleotide messenger RNA. The record is from the annotation of a GenBank genome assembly. Lineage: Eukaryota; Viridiplantae; Streptophyta; Magnoliopsida; Poales; Poaceae.
AUGGCCAAGCUUUUCCUCUUCCCGGAGUAUUUCUCAGAAACCCUAGUCACUGAUUUGUUUCUUCUCCCCCGCCUCGCUCGCGCACACCACCGCCCCUUUCUGUCAUCUUCCACCUCCCCACGGGCUCGCAGGCUGCGGGUGCGAGCUACGAGCGUGCCAGCGUUGGGGCGCCGCCGGCCACAGGGAGUCGGGGACACCGGCCUCGGGGUCAACCGCGCCGGGCACGGGUACGCCGGCGUCGGAUUCGAGCACGCCAGGCACAAGGACGCUGGCCUCGGGUUCAAGUGCGCCGGCCGUGGGGACGCCAGCCUCGGGGGCAAGCGUGCCGGCAGUGGGAACACCGUCCAGAGGCCUCUCCCGCCCGACGUUACUGCCCUGCUUCAGUACCUCCCCACAGAUCCACGCUAG